AUGGAACUCCCGGUAUCCAGUGGGAACCAGUCCUCAGUGCCAGAGUAUUGGAGCGAAGGAAAACGACCGAAGUUGUUGCCUGACCAAGCCAACGAUUCGUGUGUCGUGGUAGACCCCACCUAUGGUUCUGCGAGGGCAUCGUGGGCUGCCACCAGUUGUAGUACUGAGAGGGCAUAUAUGUGUAAGAAAACUGAAGGUGAUUGUGCAACCGGCUGGCGUUCUCACAAUGGUACAUGUUACCAGUUUAACAUCAACAUCAAGCUGUCCUGGUAUAAUGCCUCAACCUACUGCAAGUCCCAAGGUGCAGACAUGGUGGCGGUGAACAGUAAUGAUGUCCAGCUAUUCCUAAGGUCACGGCUGAAAGAGCUAGGCCUGGAUGAAAAUGAGAGGUUAUGGCUAGGAGGCUCGGACGUGGACGACACGCCCAAGAUACUGAAAUGGCCCAGUGGUGGGGCAGUCGAUAACAACGCCACCUAUUGGUCAUCAUCCAAACCAAGGAACAGUAGUCAACCGCUGUGCCUAGAAAUGUUGUCUGGUGGAGAAUGGAGCACAAGUGAUCAAUGUUUGAAAGAACAGUCUUUCAUUUGUCAGAUUAAUGACGGUAAAGUAGUUUAUCCGCCAACGGUGAAACCAGCUAAAGGUAGCUGUGACCCAGGCUGGGAGGCAUAUGGUUUCUUCUGCUAUUAUUUUGACAACAGCGCCUCGGUCACCUGGCUUGAGGCACAGAACAUAUGCCAAGAUUUAGGGGCAGAGAUGGUACAGAUUAUGAACGUCAGAGAGAUGUCCUUUAUCAAUGAUCAUUUAACUGUCAGUACAUGGCUUGGAUUGAGUGACAGGAGCGCAGAGAGUGAAUGGGAGUCGACAAACCAGAAACUGGCAAAGUACAGCAAUUGGAUCCCAACAACACCUGCUUCCGGUGGCGGUGGCGCCGCCCAGGGAUACAAGUGUGCUAUUGUGUUAGCAGGGAAAAACAAAGGCUUCUGGGACGAAGUACCAUGUAACCAAAAUAAUGCUUACAUGUGUCAAAAACUAAUAGGUGGUAACUCGAAUAAAUGUGGACAGUCCUGGCAAGAUGACCCAUUAAGUGAGUUUUGUUACCAGAUUAACACAAACAGCUUGUCUUGGUCCGAGGCACAAUUACAGUGUAAACACAAUGGAGGGGAAAUGGCCAGUAUCACCAGUCUCCAAGAACAGCAGCAUAUUGCUGCCAGAAUUCGGGCCAUUCCAGACACGAAAUAUUUCUGGAUUGGAGGCAAUGCUCUUUGGCGUGACUACGGAUGGGUUUGGAAUGAUGGGGCUUCGAUGGCCUUUUUGAAUUGGGAAGCAGGUCGACCACAUUAUGCUAAAAACGCAGACUGUAUGGAAAUGGAUGCACUGAGCGGUGUGUGGAGGGACGAAAAUUGUCACAACAGGAGAGGGUACAUCUGCAAGAAAAGAGGAUCUACGCAAAAUACAACACCAUCAACGGCGCUGUCAUCAACAACCGAAAAACCAGGGUAUCCGCAUUGUGACAAAAGCUGGUCGCUGUAUGGCCAGGGUUGCUACCGAGUGUCUGAAGACCCUGGACAAUGGACAGCGGCCAAGAGCACCUGCAGACGAGAAGGUGGUGACAUAGUUUCUAUACUUAGCGCCAAUGAAAAUGACUUUGUUACCAGUUUGGCGGCAGAAAAAGGAGAAAACCCAGCAGGUUAUUGGACAGGGUUAAACGCCCUGAGGAUAUCAAAUCAGUUUGAGUGGGCAGAUGACACAUCAGUCUCGUUUACAAACUGGGGUGCUCGUGAACCCAACGUACACUUGGGCGACCAGCUAUGCGCCGGUAAAUGGAGUUCCACCGACUGCUUCCUGUCAUUGCCGUAUAUCUGUAAACGGCCUGCAGCCAGAGUGACGUCACCACCUUCUGUGAUGUACAAAGGAUGUAAUAAGGGCGUCACUGCUGCAUACAAAGGAUCCUGCUUUACCGUCUCAAGUAGUAGAGUCACGUGGUCAGAUGCUGACGUCAUGUGCAGAAACUCUGGAGGACAUCUGGUUGAAAUUAACAAUCGUCUAGAACAAGCUUACAUAGCAGCCAAUGUUGGAGAACAUUGGUUGGGUAUUGACUAUUGGAUUGGACUGAGCAAGGAUGAGAAUGGUACCUAUAUUUGGAGCACGGGGUACAAACUGGAGUUUACUAAUUGGGACAGAAGGCAUACUGGGAUGGCUUCUCAACACCCUCCACUGUCAGCACUACCCCCAGGCCCGCCUCCUGCCCCACGGGGUAUAAGUGGUCGGAGUUUAAGGGAGCAGCUUUACGGCAAUCAGCGUCUUACAUGGUUCGAAGCACAAGAUUUAUGUACAAACAUUGGCGGUAAACUGGCCACGAUCCACAGUGAGGAACAAAUGAAAGCGGUGAUGGGACCACACACGCGCUUUUUGGCAAAAUACUGGAUCGGCUUGUACAAACCUGACAAUAAUGGCGGCUACGUGUGGAUAGACCAGUCUGCCCUGGACUUCACCAACUGGGAGGACGGAGAACCAAAUGACCACAAUGGACUGGAGGGAUGUACAACUAGGUUACGUCAUCACGAGAAUCCCUGGUUCUGGAUUGGGCUGAAUGAGCUAGAUUUAGAAAGUUACAAAUGGUCUGAUGGGACAACCGUCGACUUCCUGUCCUGGGAGGAGAACGAACCAGACGACAACUAUGGCGGACAGAAAUGUGUCGGAUUUAUAACAGAAACAGGUCAUUGGCAUGAUGAGAAUUGUGGCAUAGAGAACAGGUUCAUCUGUAAGAAACACAAGGACAGCCAAACGACCGUGACACCGUCUCCUACACCAGUUAUACAGGGGAACUGCCCCCCAGGGUACCACGGGAUUGGUAACAAAUGCUACAUUCUGUACGGCGACGCCACUGACAACACACAGCUGUUAAACUGGACAGAGGCGCUGGACACAUGCGCGUCACUAAACAGCACAAUAGCCAGUAUUACUAACCCAUUGGAACAAGCGUUAAUAACAACUCUUCUCAAAGGAAAAUCUGUGGAUUUUUGGAUUGGCUUCCAUAAACGGUUCAUAACUGGACAAAAUGUCCAGAAAAUUGAGUGGGUGGAUAAUUCAAAGGUGGACUUCGAUUACUGGAGCCGGGGUGAACCGAAUGGCGGAACAUAUGGAGUUGCCAUGGAAGAUUGCGUCAACGUAAUUUCUCGUGGCUUCUCGGCCGGACGUUGGCAGGACCGCAGGUGUGAUAUUAAGAUGGGGUUUGUGUGCCAAACGUGGAAAGAUGCCAGAUACCCGACUCCUCCGCCUUCCCAGUCCCCGUCACCCUGUCCCCUUGGUUACGAGUCGUUUGGUGACGCCUGUUACCAGGUAACGGCCGCCAUGACGUGGGAGGAGGCCAACGCCACGUGUCGACGUCAACAGGACCACCUCGUGUCUGUAACUGAACCGUAUGAACAGGCUUUUGUCUUGCUGAAAAGACAGAGGCAUACGUCUGGGCCAAUUUGGUUAGGGCUGACGAGGAGAGGGUCAUUAUACUACUGGGUGGACGGCUGGCCUGUAUCAUAUGUCCACUGGGGGUCCACGGAGCCGUCACGUGGGGAGACAGACAGGUGCGUGGCUCUGAUGCCAGACGGAAACUGGAACGACACGGAUUGUGGUUUGAAACUGCAGGGAAUAUGUAAAAGGACUUCAGUCAUUCCGCCCACGACAGCUGUCAACCCCCCUGGUAGAUGCCCUGAUGAUAAGCAUUGGUUCGACCACGGCUAUUACUGUUACAUGUUCUCCAACAGAACUAGUUACUCGUAUGGCUGGGCACAUUCGAGUUUCCUGUGCCAAAAGCAUGGGGGAGCGCUGGCGAGCAUCACUAAUCAGGACGAAAUGGAUUUCAUUUUACGAACAAUACAGCAGGAACGUUAUGAAAAGCGAAACCUGUGGAUAGGACUUGUGAGAAAAAUAAAAGGUGCCUUCGCCUGGUUCGACCACACCCCGUUUAACUACGAGAACUGGGCUGUGGGAGAACCCGACAACGGCAAUUAUAAAGAGUGCACCUCGGUCCAUCCAGCCAACGGGAAGUGGGAGGUGACCAACUGUUACGCCGCCAGGGGGUUCAUAUGCAAGGUUGCUAAAGUCCCUCCGCCAACAACCCCCAGACCAUCUUGUAGACCCGGCUGGCACACCAAGGACGGCAUGUGUUAUAAGGGAUAUUACAAGUCUCUCACACAUAAGAAGACCUGGUCAGAGGCACGCAGUUUCUGUUUGUCAAGAGGCGGGGACUUAGCCAGCUUCCACAGUGCAGAAGAUGUAAGAUGGUUCACGGGUACCAUAGGGUUCCACAGCAGGUGUGCUUUAAAGAAGUCAAAAUUAGAAUGA
This is a messenger RNA of Lingula anatina, 4341 nucleotides long. Its product is annotated as macrophage mannose receptor 1-like. Lineage: Eukaryota; Metazoa; Brachiopoda; Lingulata; Lingulida; Lingulidae. The record is from RefSeq and is a predicted model, not a curated record.